CGGAAGUCUCCCUUGGCGGAAGGGGCCGGCUUCUGGGCUCACCUGGCAGAGAAGCGAGCGCGAAGGGGCCGGGGGCGCCAGCCAGCCAGCCAACCCCGCUCGCCCGCCAAGCCCCGCUUCGCCGAACCAGGCCAGGCCUCGGGUCCCGCUCCCCCUCCGCCCAGCCCGCGCGCGGCCCGCCACCCUGGAAGAUGCUGCCUUUGUCCAUAAAGGACGAUGAGUACAAGCCGCCCAGGCUCAACCUGCUCCGAAAGGUCUCGGGCUGGUUCAGGUCGAUCCUGUCAGACAAGACAUCAAGAAAUCUCUUCUUUUUCCUCUGCCUCAACCUCUCCUUUGCCUUUGUGGAGCUGCUGUAUGGCAUCUGGAGCAACAGUUUAGGUCUAAUAUCAGAUUCUUUUCACAUGUUCUUUGACUGCACUGCUCUGUUAGCUGGACUGGCAGCGUCAGUAAUUUCAAAGUGGAGAUCCAAUGAUGCCUUUUCUUAUGGGUAUGUUCGAGCAGAAGUACUAGCUGGCUUUGUCAACGGCCUGUUUCUGAUCUUCACAGCCUUCUUCAUUUUCUCUGAAGGUGUUGAGAGAGCCCUUGAACCUCCUGACGUGCAUCAUGAAAGACUUCUUCCAGUUUCUAUACUCGGCUUCCUUGUAAACCUGAUAGGAAUUUUUGUGUUCCAACACGGAGGACACGGCCAUUCUCAUGGUUCUGGGCAUGAGCAUAGCCAUUCCCUGUUUAACGGGGCUUUAAGCCAUGGGCACAGUCAUGGAGGACACGGGCACAGCCAUGAUUCCAAGCAUGGGCAUUCUCAUGAUCACAGCCAUGGACAUGGGGAUUUGCAGAGUCAAGAUUACUGCCAUGAUAAUCAUCCCAUUGAAUUGGCUGCGGGAUCCAGCAAACAGAUUUUAGAAGGUGUAUUUUUACAUAUUGUUGCCGACACACUUGGAAGUGUUGGUGUAAUCAUAUCUGCCUUACUGAUGCAGAACUAUGGUUUAAUGAUAGCUGAUCCUAUCUGUUCGAUGCUGAUAGCUAUGCUUAUAGGAGUAAGUGUUGUUCCACUUCUGAGAGAGUCCAUUGGCAUUUUGAUGCAGCGAACUCCACCUUCCCUGGAAAGCGGUCUGCCUCAAUGCUAUCAAAGAGUUCAGCAGUUGCAAGGAGUUUACAGUAUACACGACCCUCAUUUUUGGACCCUUUGUACUGAUGUUUACAUAGGGACUUUGAAACUUUUUGUAGCUCCAGAUGCUGACGCAAAGUGGAUUCUAAGCCAGACUCACAACAUUUUUACUCAGGCUGGAGUGAGGCAGCUCUAUGUACAGAUUGACUUUGCCGCUAUGUAGCAAAUAUAUUGACCGUCUCGUUGGACCAAAGCUUUCUAGUACUGUCAUGAUUUAAAAGACACUGUACUUCCUUUGGAACAGAGACCUGCUCCCGUCUUCUCUACGGUUGUCCAAAACUGAACAGACUCUGCUGCCUUGUGGGCUAGAUAAAGAGAGAAAAACCGAAAAACUGCAUGGCCCUGGACUACUCGGGAUUGACUUUCACGAGCUCCAGACCUUUGUGGAUUUACUGGCCAAGUUUGUUCCUGCAGCAAACUUAAUGAUAAUGUGGUAUUGCAAUCAUUGGUUUUGCUUUUUGUGAAGCUGCUGGAAGUUAUUGCUCAUUCCCAGAAAGCCAGUGUUAACUACGGGGAGGGUGGAUAGAAAAUAAUUUUUUAUUAUUUUUCUUUAAAUGUCACAGCGGUUGACAUUCUACGACGCGUAAGACUGUUUGUACUUUGCAAACUUAACGAACCAAACCAUAUUGGGUUUUCAGAGUGCCUUUUCCAUCAAAGUAUCUGCCAGCACAGAUAUUGAACAUCGGGGAUUUUUAUUAAUUUUUAUGGCUACUACUUGUACCCAAUAGGAGUCUUGCUUGUGAUUGGUGUGAUUUAUGUGUAAUUGCAUAAUGGUAGAUAUUAGACUCCCUCUUACUGUUACAUUUUUAAACUUCCAAGGAGGUGAUUCUUCAAUUUUACAAUACAAAGAUAAAAUGAUUACGCAGUUUGUUUACAAAAUGUUUGACCACCAUGAUGUAAAUCUAGGCCGAUAGCACCUUCGCAUUCUUAACGGUAAUUAGAAAAUAACGAAGCACUCAAAACAAAGGAUGCAUUGCCUCUUUGGUUGACUGAUGCUGGAGGCUUUGACUGGCAGAUUUACUUUAACUGCAGAAUGAAGUCAACAGAUGAUCUGAACUUUUGCUUCACAGUCCAUGUUCAGAAUAAAUUCACAAGCUCUUCAGUCACGAGAUCUUACAGAUAUUAAGCCAGGCUAUUGUUCCAGAAAUCCACUAGUUGAACUCGUAUAUGCAAUAAAGCCCAUGCAUUAUGUAUACAUUAUCAUGGAAUAUAAUUUGGUGUGUUGAAUCUGACUGCAUAUUUUGAAAGGGGUUUUUUGCAUUGGACUUGAAAAUGAGCCAUAGGUUCUUCAGCACUUAAUACCUUCAGAAGGCGAGUCUUCUGAGUGAACUGUGUGGUUCAGCUAAAUAUUGCUUCACAGCCAUCAUUUUUCAUUUUCUGUCUUAACUAAGGUUCUUUUUAAACUUCACCUUGGGCAGUAUAUUUCCUGGGUUUGUCCUGCAAUGCUAGUGUAAUGUAUAAAGGCUUGCAAGGCAACUGUCAGAGCGCUUCAUGACAGAACAACAAAAAUCUCAUAAAUGCACCUCUUGUUUCCAACGUUGAAGCUGAAGUUGGUCGGAAUUGGAAUGCAUGGUAGGGAGCAAGUCCCUUUUUACUAAUCAACAAAGAUAAAUGAAUGAAAAUCACCUGAUUUCCCCCUCCCUCAAAAGGCCAUUUGCUUGAACAGUUGUGUGUCAAGACAAGUUUGUUUAGAAAAACAAAACUUUGCUGCUAACCUUUGGUUAGAUGCCCCCCCCCCCCGGGCAACCACCCACAGUUGGCUUAGCUUUAGCUGGAGGGAGAUUUAUUCAUGGCUUUUAAUGAAGUUAGGCAUCAGAAAUGCCUAAAACGGAAUUGUAUUGGUACAUUAGUUUCUGUUCAAAAAAGACUGUAAUGUGGAACUUCUGGUUUUUAUGGGAAUAAUCUUUUAAAAUGUAUCUCUUAACUCGGCGUGUGUAUUCCAUUGCUUGCCGAUUUUAUAUUUAUUUUGCUUGCUAUUAAUUUAGAAAUGCAAGUAUCUUAAUUCAAGGUCUGGAGAUGAAUCGUGGCCCAAUACACUUCUUCAGUAAUUCCUUUCCACGAGACACAUCAGGACUGCUUCACACAUGAAGAUUCCCAUAUAAUGUGAGAAGUGCACUAUGAGUAACCUGCAUAACACUGUAGAAAAUGCAUGUGCCCUUUUUUCACACGCUAUAGCAAAUUCCAUUUUUUCCCCUUUCAGAGAUACGGUGUACCUCUGUAGAUUAAUGUGAAGUGCCAUUGGCUCUGAACCCAUUUCAGUAAAAUGGCUUUUAAUUAAAGGUAAGAAAGAACCCCCAUUUUUUUCCGUCCGUAUUUCAGAACUUUGCUUGUGUCUUCUGUUGAGCACACACCAAAUCAUUGGUUGCGGCUGAACCCGAGCACCUAGAAAUUGCUUAACCUUUGAGUUGGUGUUAAUUUGCUUAAGGCCUUUCCCCAAGGAAGUAGUCCUCUUUAUUCUAACUUCUCUCGCCCAAAUGACAAGUACUGAGCCUUGUUAAAUCAUACUUUGCCAAACACAUGGCUUUGGAAUUUGCUUUUACCUAACUUUGGCAGCAGAGGUUAAAUUAAUGCUUAGGUUUUACACAACUGCCAAAAGUGAGAUUCUAGUGCAAUAGGGGUGCUUACCCAAUAAACAAAUGUCCAUGUUUCUCUCCAACGAUAAUGUAAGGUCUUCAGUUUAGGGGAGGAUGUUUAUUUUAGUGGGAACUUGUUGUCAACCGAGCCCUUAAGUUGUAUGAAGUGAAGAAAAAGUGUCCUUUAUACUUUUAGGCUUGGAUGUCGGCACACUAUGCAGUCAUAGGAUCGGUCUAAUUUUUGAGUAACGUUUUGUACAACAUUAAACCACUGCAUAGGGCAGAUGUUGGUACAGAUGGUAGCCAACUGCCUCGGUGGUGUUCUUACUCCCGAAAGCUUUUGCAGGAUAAAGGUCACUUCUAAAAAGGAAAGCUUCCAAUUACAUUAAGAUUUUACCAGGUGAAUUACACUGGAAUCGUAGUGAGGAAAUGGAGAUUGGCAGUUGGUUAUGCCAGUGCAAAUAAAAGGAGCAAUUAUGUUUUUGAGGGGGGGGGGAUUUCUUUCAAAUAUGGCAGUUCAGCUCAAGUUCUUAAACUUGGCUAACCUGGGUUCCAUUUUCUACAUUGCUGUCGCAUUGAUUCUUGCUGCCGAAAGUAUUUUUUGUAUUCCUGCAACAUUUUUUGUUUGUGUGCCCCUUCUAAGUGCCGUUUCCUACCCUGACCUGAUCUUCAGUCUUCUGAUAAUUGCUUUAUACCCUCCAAGAAAUGUGUCUCAUUGACUGAUUAAAUGCUGCCACCAAGCCUCGUGAAAAUGCACAGGCCCACGCCAAGCAUUUGGUUGGAAUGGAAAAUGCCACUAAGGAUAUGGAAUAUUUUACUUAUUUUUCACAGUCCCAUUACCUGAAUAGAUCUAAUUUUGGCCUGAGAUCAAUUUUCUGUGGGAAAUGUUUAACAGAAGCAGUGCUUAAUCCCAGAGGUGUACCAUAAAAAAAAUGAUGGGCAUAGCGAUCUUAUUGCCAAAAUUGUAACUAGCACUUUCAGAUUUGAUAGAAUGCGAAAACAGUGCUGAAACCCCGUUUCCUAACUUGCACAUAAAGUGGGACUUUGGUGUCAGUCAGCCUGUUGUAUUUCUCAAUGCAUGAUGCACCGGUGCAAUUGAAGGACUUCACUGUUUCAGUGAAUUCAAACAGAUAAUUGAUGACUGUGUAUACUGUAAUUGGUUUGGGAAUGCUAAAGCGAGUAGCCAGUCUGACUUGCCGUAAGUGCAAUACUGGACAUUCUAAUGCAUACUUUUUCUACUUGAAUACAGUCUCUGGAAUAUUUAAACAGCUAAUAUGUUUGAGACAAUAUUUGGGAUCAAUUUUCCUAUCAAUAAACUUUUUUCCCUUUUGCAAACA
Messenger RNA from Zootoca vivipara (common lizard), 5075 nucleotides. It is a transcript of the gene SLC30A7, whose product is annotated as solute carrier family 30 member 7. Gene Ontology annotation, biological process: intracellular zinc ion homeostasis; zinc ion import into Golgi lumen. The record is from RefSeq and is a predicted model, not a curated record. Gene Ontology annotation, cellular component: cytoplasmic vesicle; membrane; Golgi apparatus. NCBI's taxonomy places the organism in Eukaryota, Metazoa, Chordata, Lepidosauria, Squamata, Lacertidae. Gene Ontology annotation, molecular function: zinc ion transmembrane transporter activity.